Molecule: messenger RNA, 1745 nt
Organism: Hymenoscyphus albidus
Lineage: Eukaryota; Fungi; Ascomycota; Leotiomycetes; Helotiales; Helotiaceae
Source: the annotation of a GenBank genome assembly
AAAAGCUUCAUUCAGCUGGAUUCCCAAGGAGUCUUACCCUGUCCCCGCAAAUAUUCGGACGGUGGAAUGCCAUUUCCGCGACCCUGAACCUGGCGACGUGGUUCCAUGGCGGGAUUGAACCGUAAAGGGGAGAUGGUUGGUUCUGCAACGGAAAUUCCCACACGGCAGAGGACCAUUGAAAGUGCGCAUGCUAGGUAAAAUUGGUGAUCUAUUACCAGCUUGCUGGAUUUAUUAUUGUGUGAUGUAGAAAGACCAGAAAACAGAGUCUUUUCAGAGUAUGUAAGUUGGUUGAUAUGAUUAUAGUAGAAUACCAUCAAAUGCAAGACGUUGCUACAUAACCUAUACGGAGGCACUUUCAUCUGGUCCAGUUGUCACAUCGUCCAGCUACUGUACUUUCCUCGCCCUUCAGUUUAUUUCUAAAAUAGUCAAAAGGCGCAUGGAGUGGCAUCCAAUUGCAGCUAAAGGCCGACCCCACCCUUGAAAUCCAGGUAUGAAAGCCCAGCUUGUCAUCCUUUCCCAUGAUCCUCCCCUUGCAAUCGAGACCCUUGCGCCAUUAGAGCUGAUGCGGCACUGCUUCAAAGCUCGUUGAAUGACCAAAUUCUCGGAAUUUAUCUCGAAUGGCCCCCCUUUCUAUCUUAAGCAUCGUCGUAUUUUCUUGACGUGCUUUCAGAUGUGAUCGAGAAAUGUACCCCGAACUCUGAUCAAGAGGAUGUACAGUACCAGAGAGCUGGAAUAUAUCCAAAUGCAACUUCGUCCUUCGCUAGGUACCUGGGGUUGAACGACAAAACCAAGUACCAGGGAAACGACGCAACAAACCUUUCUCCAAAUGACCAACCCUAUGCCACCGCCUGAGCUCCUGGGUGCUCCACCUGGAACCAUACCAAACCUUGUGAAUCCAGUUAAUCAGACUGAACUUUUCAUCGUUCUACAUUCAAUAUGCCUGGUGAUCAUAACGCUUGGUUUGGCAAUGCGAUUAUAUACUCGGAAAUUCAUUGUUAAGAGAUCGAAGGUCGACGAUUGUAAGCUUGCACUACUCUCGACCAAUAUCUCUACUAAUAUUUCCAGAUCUUUGCGUGUUUGCUUAUGUACGUGGUUGAGUGUUUCAAAUUGAAUUCUACAAUUGCUGACUGGGAAUCAGCUAUUAACGGGCUCUGGAACGGGUGUCAAUCUUCUGGGUAAGAACAAAACAACACCAAUAAAGGGGCUUUAUAUUUGAACAUCUGUUCUGACACAUUCACAGCAACUUUGGAAGGUAAUGGAACUCAUAUCUGGGACCUCGAUUGGGAGGGUGAUCAACUAAAAAGAAUCUUUCGUGCAAGUUGAUUUACCCAAAAAACUUUGGCUUUUCUCUGACAAAAUAAUAGCCUUUCUCCAUUGGAAUAUGGAUUUACAUUAUUACCGUCGCAGUCAUAAAACUAGCUUGUUUAUCAUUUUACAGAAAUAUCUUCAUGUCCAUUCGAAAAACUCUAAUGUUCGUCAAUGUCGGGAUCAUUGCGGUUUUGGUUCUGUACACCGUCAUGCUUUUUGCGCAGGUAUUUCAAUGCGUUCCAGUGGCUGUUUCCUGGGACAAUACGAUAGACGGCUAUUGCACCAAGGUUCAUUUUGUAACUUACUAUUCAGGAUUUGUCAAUACCUUUAGCGAUAUUUAUGUUUUGAUGCUACCAAUACCGGCAGUUUGGGCUUUACCCCUUGCACCGACACAGAAGCUCCAAAUUCUUUCCGUUUUUGCUCUUGGCCUCAUGUAA